This is a messenger RNA of Erpetoichthys calabaricus (reedfish), 2094 nucleotides long. Its product is annotated as tripartite motif-containing protein 16-like. Gene Ontology annotation, molecular function: protein binding; zinc ion binding. The record is from RefSeq and is a predicted model, not a curated record. The transcript is spliced from 6 exons. The coding region runs from base 288 to 1958 and encodes 556 amino acids. Lineage: Eukaryota; Metazoa; Chordata; Cladistia; Polypteriformes; Polypteridae.
UCACUAGCAGCACAGCGCGAUAAAUAGCUUAUUUCGAUAGAACUGUUCAAGAUCGGUUCACAGACAGAUAGCCAUUUAACUGCGUUGACAGCUCACUCUACACCUCAGAUUUCAGGAAGUGACUGAAGAUAAUUUUCCUUUCGUUUCCGAAUUGUAUUGCGUGCACGUGCUAACGUUAGGACUAACGGGAAAUUUGCCUUUCUCAUUCGAAACUGACGGGAACGUCCUUUGAAGUGGGAGCUCCCUGCCGGACCGCAGACUUGGUCUCAGUUAUUUUCUUGAUCCAAAUGCUGCAAUGGCAGAAGCCCGUGUCUCCCGAUCAGGUCACCUGCUCGGUGUGUCUGGAUAUGCUGAAGGACCCGGUCACUAUCCCGUGCGGGCACAACUACUGCAUGAACUGCAUUAAGAAUUUAUGGGAUCGGGGAGACGCAUCGGGACGUUAUAGAUGUCCGCAGUGCAGAAUGGAGUUUAAUCGAAGGCCCUUGCUCAACAGAAAUGCAUUGCUUGCUGAAUUAACGGAGCAGUUAAAAGAAUCAGCAGUCGGUUCUUCUCUGCUUCAGACGUACGGAGGACCUGACGACGUGCUUUGUGAUUUCUGUAUCGGGAGUAACCGAGGGGCUGCGACCAAGACCUGUGUCACCUGCAUGGCCAACUAUUGCGAGAAGCACCUCCAGCCGCACAAGAAGUUUCAGGCUUUAAAGAGACACAAACUGGAGAAUCCGACUGGAAACCUCGAGCAAAGAGUCUGUUUAAAGCAUCAAAAAGUGCUGGAAAUCUUCUGCAGAACCGAUCAGACGUGCAUCUGCUUAAUAUGCGGGAUGACGGAGCACAGGGCGCACGACACGGUGAACCCUGACGUAGAAAGAGCCGAGAAAGAGUUGCAACUGGAGAGUACAAAGAAAGACCUGAAACAGAAAGCUCAGGAGAGAAUGAAGGACCUGGAGAAAUUAAGAAUGAAAGUCAAAAGAAUAAAAAACUCUGCUAAGGUAGAAAUAAAAGAAUAUGAGAGGAUCUUCACUUUUCUGGUUCAGUCCAUUGAGAGGCUGAGGUUAGAGUUGAUUGAGGUGAUUAGAGUGUAUGAGAAGGGAGAAGUGGGAAUGGAUGAAUAUCGCAUAAAGCAACUACAGAAGGAAAUCGAAGAACUGAACGGGAAAGACACUGAGCUGGAACAGCUCUCAAAGACAGACAACCACAUUGACUUUCUUCAGAAGUUUCCAUCCAAAUGUGUCCCAUGUGAAGAUGAAGUCCAACCCUAUAUUGACGUUGACAAAGAUUUCCUUCCUGACGAUCUGAGGAAAGAUCUUGAUGUACUAAUAUCUAGUCUGAAGGAGACCAGCUGCUGGGAGCUUGUACAACUCAGUCAGUUUACUCCCUCUUACAUCUUGGAGAACGUGAGGAGCAAAAGUGUGAAGAGAAGUGCUCUUUUAAAAUACAAAUUUCAGCUCACCCUGGACCUCAACACAGCACACAGAAGCCUCCAUCUGUCUGAAACAAACAAGAAAGUUACACGGGAGUGGGGUAUGUCCUAUCCAGAUCACCCUGACAGAUUUGAGCGUCUCCCCCAAGUUCUGUGCAGAGAGACUCUGACUGGGAGUCGCAGUUACUGGGAGGUGGAGUGGACUGGAAAUUGCAUUGAAAUUGGAGUCACAUGUAAAGGAAUUGGCAGGAAAGGAGAGGGUAACGAGUGUCGCUUUGGAUGCACCAAAAUGUCCUGGAGUUUAUGCCAUUCUGGUUCAGGCUGGUGUGUGAGACAUGAUAACAAGGAAACUAAAAUCAAAGCCCCCGAGUAUGAGAGAAUUGGGGUCUUUCUGGACUGGCCUGCUGGCAUUCUAUCAUUUUAUUGUGUGUCAGAAACAGCAACUCUCCUGCAUAUGUUCAAUGCCAUCUUUACUGAAUCACUAUGUGCAGGGUUUAGCUUGAGUUCACGUUAUAAUUCUGCAAGUUUAACAAUUUUAUAGAUGAACACAUGUGCCCAGUAGGUGCUCUCUUAUCCAUAUUACUUUAUUUCAGUCUUCACUUUUCUUCCAUAGCAAUAGAAACUAAACUGUUAAUUGGAGACAAGUGAAUCUUUCAUAGUGUGGACGAAAAAGGCAC